UAUAUAAACAAACAGAUAACUGAGUCAACUAGAACAAAAAUAACUAAACAAUUUUAGAAAUAAGCAUUUGGUAUAUAUUCUGAUAAUAUGAGUGUAGUUUUAAUCAAUUGAAUGGCUGUUCUACCAUUCUUGAAAGUAACGGAAGAACCAUUAAAAGCUUUACGCGAAGGAUGCUGUAGUACGAAGAGCAACUAUAGAAAAUAUCUAUACAUCACUAAAAGAAAAUAUACAAUAUUUUAGUCUUAACUCAAUUUUUCAGUGAGGAGCAUUAUCGCCGGUAGCCAGAGCUUGUCUAUAGUUACAUAAAUUUCCAUAUAUACGCUCCCUAAUUUCAAUGUAUAUGCUGCGAGACAGUUGAUGAGCGAUCAGCAGCUGUAGCGGGCAAUUGAGAGCAUUUUACAUUUGUUUGCAAAUUAACCGUGUGGCAUUAAUAUUGAAAAUAAUAGCAAAUGAAGUUUACAAAGUGAAUAUAUAAACCAAAGAGAAUAUUUCUUAAUAACAGCACCUUGAAAGUACCAUAUUGCCAAUAUAAAUAUUUCAAGUAUUUGAAUUUUAAAGUGGUGGCGAAGUCAAAUUCCUUUUACUCAAAUAGGCUUAGUGUAUUUAAAUCUACAGAGAAAAACAGUCGCACACACAAGUGGCAAAGACCUUGGUCUACAAGAACGUUUAAAGUGAAAUUCAUAUAGAAAAAUGUCGCACCUAGGAAUUUUCUUUUUGUUGCUAGCCUUUGUGCUAGUUGUUAACUCUAUACCUGCGUAUGCAGGGGUCGCACACGCUCAUAAACACGAAAAACAUAACAGUAAAGAACGGCUUAAGGAUGGAAUAUAUGCUGGACGUGAUGCACAUCAUCAUGAAGACGGUGACCAUAAUGUGGAAUUUGAUCAUGAAGCAAUAAUAGGCAGCCUCAAAGAAGCAAAGGAAUUCGACAAACUUACACCUGAGGAAUCUAAAAAGCGAUUGCUUGUACUUAUAAAGUUAAUGGAUUUAAAUAAGGAUGGCUUUGUUGAGCGUCAUGAGCUAAAAGCUUGGAUUUUAAGGUCUUUUAAAAAACUUGGUGAAGAGGAAGCAGCAGAUCGUUUGGAAGAAAUCGAUGCGGAUGGUGAUGGAAAAGUCACAUGGAAGGAAUAUCUUAAGGAUACUUUCGAAAUGGAAAAUGAAGACGAAAAAAAGGAAUUAAUUGAUUUCGAUAGCUACGAUGAAGAGAAAGAAAUGAUUAAAUCAGAUAAGGAGCUAUUCAAUGCAGCAGAUUUGAAUAAAGAUGGCGCAUUGGAUUCAAAAGAAUAUGUGCUUUUUUAUUCACCAGAAGAACAUCCAGAAAUGUUACCAAUCGUAUUGGAACACACGCUACGCGAGAAAGAUACCAACCAUAAUGGUGAAAUAGAUUAUGCGGAAUAUAUUGGCAGUGCAGGUCAAGAUCGUAGCCGCGAAUGGUUAGUUGAAGAAAAGGAUCGUUUCGAUCACUUGGAUGAGAAUGAGGAUGGUCUACUAACCGGUAAUGAAGUACUCAACUGGGUGGUGCCGAAUAGCGAGGCUAUAGCUACAGAUGAGGUCGAUCAUUUAUUUGUAUCGACAGAUGAAGAUCAUGAUGAUCGCUUAAGCUAUUUGGAAAUACUAAACAAUUACGACACAUUCGUUGGCAGUGAAGCUACGGAUUAUGGCGAUCAUUUACAGAAUAUAAAUCAUUUCCUUGACGAGCUAUAAGCGGACAAAUUAAACAGCGGGUUUAAUAAAAUUUCCGUUUAAUGCCAUAUUUUUUGCGACACCAAACGCUUGCCCAAACGUACAAUAGCAAAUUGUGUUUUAGAUUUUCGUUUAGAAAAGUAUAUACAUAAUUAUUAUUAAUUAUUUAGUGUAGUUUUAUCAUUUCUUAAUAUUCCUCCGCCUACUUGUAUGUAAAAUAGAAUUUUCUAAGUAUUUAUUGUACAGUAAUAAGAAUCAAUAAAUUCACCACCACCACUAUA
Bactrocera tryoni is the source of this 1961-nucleotide messenger RNA. Its product is annotated as reticulocalbin-2. Gene Ontology annotation, molecular function: calcium ion binding. The transcript is spliced from 4 exons. Gene Ontology annotation, cellular component: endoplasmic reticulum. The coding region runs from base 691 to 1701 and encodes 336 amino acids. The record is from RefSeq and is a predicted model, not a curated record. NCBI's taxonomy places the organism in Eukaryota, Metazoa, Arthropoda, Insecta, Diptera, Tephritidae.